Messenger RNA from Bradysia coprophila, 936 nucleotides. RefSeq names its product proteasome alpha2 subunit (gene Prosalpha2). Gene Ontology annotation, biological process: ubiquitin-dependent protein catabolic process. Gene Ontology annotation, cellular component: proteasome core complex, alpha-subunit complex; proteasome core complex. Lineage: Eukaryota; Metazoa; Arthropoda; Insecta; Diptera; Sciaridae. The record is from RefSeq and is a predicted model, not a curated record.
GAUUGUUUGACAUAUCUCAUCGUUGUGUGUUUCCAUUCGAUUUUCUGAUUUUGCUUGAUCAUCUUCUCUUCGGCUGGUUGAAUAAUUCACAAAACGCGAAAAAAUCUUUAAAAAAUUGGAGGAUGGCAUCGGAACGAUACAGUUUCUCUUUGACUACAUUCAGUCCUUCGGGAAAGUUAGUUCAGAUCGAAUAUGCUCUGGCUGCUGUUGCGGCAGGCGCACCAUCAGUCGGUAUAAUGGCUGCGAAUGGUGUUGUUUUGGCCACCGAAAACAAGCACAAAUCCAUUUUGUACGACGAACAAAGUGUACACAAAGUGGAGAGCAUUGCCGAUCACAUCGGUAUGGUGUACUCGGGCAUGGGACCGGACUAUCGCCUACUUGUUAAACAAGCCCGGAAAAUGGCUCAGAACUAUUAUCUCACUUACCGUGAACCGAUACCAGUGGCGCAGCUAGUUCAACGAGUUGCAACGUUGAUGCAAGAGUAUACGCAAUCGGGUGGUGUACGACCAUUCGGCGUUUCGUUGUUGAUCUGCGGAUGGGACAGCGAUAGACCGUACUUGUUCCAGUGUGAUCCGUCCGGAUCGUAUUUCGCAUGGAAGGCAACUGCAAUGGGCAAGAAUUCCAUCAACGGGAAAACGUUUUUGGAGAAACGUUACAACAAGGAUUUAGAAUUGGAUGAUGCAGUGCACACAACCAUUUUAACGUUGAAGGAAGGAUUCGAGGGUCAAAUUACUGCUGACAAUAUUGAGGUGGGCAUUUGUGAUCAGAAUGGUUUUCGUCGCUUGGAUGUUUCGACGGUCAAGGACUAUUUGGCCAACAUCCCGUAAAUUAGGCAGUUUAGUUUGUAGGCCACACAUUUUUUGGCAUUUUUCUUUCCUUUUUUGUAUUUGUACGCCGGAGUCUUUGGAUUUUGAAUUAAAUUCUUGAAAGCAAAAA